CAGGGUGACAGAGCAGUUCAGAGGCGUUCUCUCCGGCGUUGCUGCUUCGCACGCUGUUUGUUUUGGAUUGGCCGGGCGACGGAAUAGUUUCAAAGGUCAGAGCGGAUUCCUGCACGCCACGCUGGAGUCAGCAGUGCAGAGAGGUCCAGAGGAGCGACCGCACACACCACUGCCAGGCUGCCUUCUGCUUUCCCUGGGUCCACUCCGCUCCCUCCACCCCCUUCCCCCCUCCCGGCUCGCGGGGGAACAGGAAUGGGACGUCUCCCGGCUGGAACUCCAGUCUGACCAGACCGGGGGAUGGAUCGAGCCAGUCACCAGGGCUGACUGGAACAUUUCGCUCUGGAAGCAGGAGCAGAGCAGAAACAGCUGCUUCUGUGGUAGAGUGAGAGGAGCGGGAGAGGCCUGGUUAAGGCUACAGACGUCGGCUGUUUGAGAAGCCAGGAACCGCGCGUGCGGGACUGACAGGGUUUUCCGAGGGCGGUAUGCGUGACUGACGGUCAUGGGGAACGUGUGCGGGUGCGUUCGGAGCCCCAGGGAGGAGUGCUACCUGGACCCUUCCAAGGCUCCACUCAGCCUGGAGCCCAGGAGCCCACGGGAACCGCGCGGACGCCGCUACUUCCAGAGGAGGAAGAAGAGGAAGUCCGGUGACCUCCUGCCCACAGACUCUUUGAGGAGCCAGGGCGGGGACAGCGUUCGGACCGGGAGCGAAACGUGGAGUACCGAACACGGGGGCGAUGCGGGUGAGGCCCAGCCCAGGCCUGGGGGCACCCCGGACAGGGGGGUGUACGUGGGGAAAGUGCCCGUCUCGUCCUCCUCGGCCUCGGCGUCCAGUCCUCGAGGUGUUCGGAGGCGCUCGGACGCUCGUCCGAAGGACAGGAACGGGAGCUGGUCCCCCACACAGCACGGGCUUCACGGCGUGACAAAAGCCUCAAAGUACGUGGCCCCGAAAGAGAACCUUCUGGAGCGGCGGCUCCUCCGCUUGCGCAUCCGGCGGGUGGUGAGCUUCGGGGCGGUGGAGCACAGACUCCGGACAGUGCGGGGGGACGAGGGGUCGAGCCGCAGGUACCCCCGAUUUUUCAGGGUGCGGAGGAGAGGAAGCACAGGGGAUGUUUCGCGAGAGAAAACGACGGGUAUCCCCAACACCGUCUGGACGACACGAGUCAGCAGCAAGGAAAACGGACCACCAGCUAGCUCUGGAGACUCCAUGCCCCAGAAUACCUUGGGGAAGCAUUAUUCAGGACAAAGUAAUGAGAUUUCGGACAUCCACGUUACGGGCGAGUCGGAGGACAUGACGGCCAAGGAGAGGCUCCUGCUCUGGUCCCAGCAGAUGACCGAGGGCUACACUGGCGUUCGCUGCGACAACUUCACAUCCUCCUGGAGGGACGGAAGGCUGUUCAACGCCAUCAUCCACAAAUACAGGCCGGACCUGGUGGAUAUGGGCAGAGUCUCGGUUCAGAGCAGCCGGUCGAACCUGGAGCAGGCCUUUGGCGUGGCGGAGCAGCUGGGCGUGGCCAGACUGCUGGACCCUGAAGAUGUGGACGUCCAGUCUCCAGACGAGAAGUCGGUCAUCACAUAUGUUUCCACGCUGUAUGAUGUCUUCCCCAAAGUGCCAGAGGGCGUGGAAGGAAUCAACGCAAAUGAUGUGGAUAUCAAGUGGGUGGAGUAUCAGAAUAUGGUAAAUUACCUCAGCCAAUGGAUCAAGCACCAUGUAGCAGUCAUGUCUGACAGAAACUUUCCCAGCAACCCUGCGGAACUCAAGGCACUUUAUACGCAGUAUUUACAGUUCAAGGAGAAUGAAAUCCCAGCGAAAGAAAACGAGAAGACCAAAAUCAAGCAUCUGUACAAAAUGCUCGAGGUGUGGAUGGAGUUUGGCCGAAUUGAGCUACCACAGGGUUACCACCCCAACGAUGUGGAGAAGGAAUGGGGGAAGCUCAUCAUCAGCAUGCUGGAGAGGGAGAAGAGCCUGAGGCCGGAGGUGGACAGGCUAGAGAUGUUGCAGCAGCUCGCCAGCAGGGUCCAACGCGACUGCGUCCUUGGGGAGGAGAAAUUAGCGCUCACACGGGGUGCCCUGCAGGCUGAUACAAAAAGACUGGAGUCAGGGAUUCAGUUCCAGCAUGAAACUGAAAUUGCGGGAUACCUGUUGGAAUGUGAGACCAUCUUACGGCAGCUGGUGGUAGAUAUCCAAACUCUGAUGGACGGGAAAUUCCACACGGACCAGCUGGUUCAGAAGAUCUCCAAACUCCGUGACGACCUCAUGAUCACCCGCAGUGACUGCUCCUCGGUCUACAACCAGGGCCAGACGCUAACCAACGAGCAGACCAAGAUGAUGAUCUCCGGAAUCUCACAGAGCCUGAAUUCGGGCUUCUCCUCAAACCUCAACUCGGGGCUCUCUCCCGCCCUCACGGCGGGCCUGACGGGCGGAGGCCUGGCAUCCUCUGGCACCGGGGUCUUCUCUUCCGGCCUGCCCCCGUCCCUCACCACCGUCUUGCCCCCCUCGCUGCAGCCGGGAAGCCUGCAGGCCUACAUCGGGUGCGGGGUGGGGGCCGGCGGGGCCGUGGACCCCGGGGCCCUGCAGCAGCUGAAGCUCAUGCAGAUACGCAAGCCCCUGCUCAAAUCCGCCAUGGUGGAUUCCAACAUGAGCGUGGAAGACGUCAACAUGAACUUCGUGCAGGACCUUCUCAACUGGGUGGAGGAAAUGCAGGUGCAACUAGAUCGUGGAGAGUGGGGUUCAGAUUUGCCAAGUGUGGAAACGCAUUUAGAAAAUCACAAAAGCAUGCACAGGGCCAUCGAAGAGUUCCAGAUGACCCUUAAAGAAGCCAAAAUGGGCGAGAUCCAGAUGACUUCGCAGAAACAAAGCUACUCUGACAAGCUCGCCAACCUGGAGACUGCGUAUGGGAAACUUCUGAACACCUCCAAGACCCGGCAGAAGAACCUGGAGAGCCUCCAUGACCUGGUGUCGAGGGCCACGCAGGAGCUCAUCUGGCUCAAUGAGAAAGAGGAGGAGGAGGUGGCCUUUGACUGGAGCGACCGCAACGGCAACAUUUCAAGGAAAAGGGAUUACCAUGCGGAUCUCAUGAGGGAGCUGGACGACAAGGAGGGAGCCAUCAGGUCUGUGCAGGACAGAGCUGAGCAGCUCCUCGGAGGGAACCAUCCAGCCAGACUGACAAUUGAGGCAUACAGAGCUGCCAUGCAGACCCAGUGGAGCUGGAUUCUGCAGCUGUGCAGCUGCGUGGAGCAGCACCUGAGAGAAAACGCUGUCUAUUUCGAGUUUUUCACUGAUGCCAAAGACGCCCAGGAUUACCUGAAGAGCCUUCAGGAAAUGAUCCAGCGGAAGUACGGCUGCGACCGCUCCAGCAGCCUUCACCGCCUGGAGGACCUGGUCCAGGAAUCCAUGGACGAGAAGGAGGCUCUCCUUCAGUACCGCAGCACUGUGGCGAGCCUGGUGGGCCGGGCCAAGUCCAUCGUCCAGCUGAAGCCCCGCAGCUCUGACCACCCUGUCCGCUCGUCCAUCCCGGUCAAAGCCAUCUGUGACUACCGACAGAUCGAGAUAACCAUCUACAAAGAGGAUGAGUGUGUCCUAGCCAACAACUCCCACAGAGCCAAGUGGAAGGUGAUCAGCCCCUCUGGGAAUGAAGCCAUGGUUCCCUCAGUCUGUUUCACUGUGCCGCCCCCCAACAAGGAGGCCAUGGAGCUGGUCAGCAGGAUUGAACAGUUGUACCAGAACGUUCUGGCCCUGUGGCACCACUCUCACAUCAACAUGAAGAGCGUGGUCUCCUGGCACUACCUGAUGACCGACAUCAAAGCCGUCCGCAAUGCCUCCGUGUCUUCGGUCAAGACUCUGUUGCCAGGUGACCAUCAGCUGCUGAUUGGCAACCUACAGUCUCAUCUCGAGGGCUUCAUGGAGGACAGCGAUGAAUCGGAGGUCUUCUCCAUGUCCGACCGCGCCCAGCUGGAGAGGGAGGUGGAGGCCUGCAAGGAGUACUACGAGGAGCUGCUCCGCACUGCGGAGAGAGAGGAACACGAGGAAUCUAUCUACAACCUCCUCAUCUCUGAGGUGAGGACUUUCCGCAUGCGUCUCGAGGGCUACGAGGAGCGUCUGCUCCGCCAAAUCCGCACCCCUCUGGACCGGGAUGACCUGGAGGAGAGUGUGCGUCGCAUCGUGGAGCAAGAGAUUAUGCAGAAUGAGCUGGACAGGCUGAAGGAGGAUCUGGAGGCUCUGAAGGAGAAGUGUGAAGCGUUUGUCAGCCAGGCCUCAGCCUCCAUACUCGCUCCCACUCUCUCCUCCGAGCUCAGCGUGCUACUCCAUAGCAUGAGCCAGGUGUACUCCAUGUCCUCCGUCUACCUGGAGAAGCUGAAGUCUGUGAGUCUGGUGGUGAGGCACAGCCAGGGAGCAGACACCCUGGUCAAACUGUACGAGGCCAAACUUUGCGAAGAGGACGGCGUGAACGCUGACAACAAGGCUAUCGAGGCAGUCAUGAGCACACUGAAGCUAUGGCGCUCAGAGAUUGAUGAGAACAGGGCGGUCUUCCACGAUCUGGAAGACGAGCUGCAGAAGGCACGGGGCAUCAGUGACCGCAUGUUCAAGACCCACAACGAGCGUGACUUUGACCUGGACUGGCACAAGGAGAAAGCCGACCAGCUGAGCGAGCGAUGGCACAGCGUGCACUCCCAGAUUGAUAGCAGAUUGAGAGAUCUGGAGGGCAUUGGAAAGACCCUGAAGUACUACCGUGAUGCAUAUGGCAGCCUGGACGAGUGGAUCCGUGAGAUGGAGGCCAACCAGCGGUCCAUGCAGGAGAACCAGCCAGAGGACAGCAAGGCCCUCGCUGAGCUCCUCAACCAGCAGAAGGUCCUGGUGUCUGAAAUUGAACAGAAGCAGAGCAGGAUUGAGGAGUGCCAGAAGUACUCAGAGCAGUACUCUGCUGCCGUCAAGGACUACGAGCUGCAGCUGAUGACCUACAUGGCCAUGGUGGACUCGCAGCACAAAUCCCCCAUCAAACGGCGACGAAUGCAGAGCUCCUCUGAUGCCAUCCUGCAGGAAUUUAUGGACCUUCGAACCCGAUACACUGCCCUGGUUACGCUCAUGACGCAGUACGUGAAGUUCGCCAGUGAAACCCUGAAGCGCACAGAGGAGGAAGAGUCCUCCUCUGAUGAAGGGGAUUUCUGCCCUUCAGUGGGAAUGGCCCACGCACUCGAUGGAGCUCAACGCGAUGGGAGGACAGAGAGAGAACACAUGCCAAAAAAUCCCCUCAGAGAAGGGAGGGGAGAAGGACACUUGUCCAGUUGGGAGGUCACUGACGGACUCAUGGCUCCAGCGUUAGACCUGGUUCAGCAGCCGAUGGACUUGCCUUUGAAAAAUCGUAGUCGCUCAAAGGAGGUGAAGAGUACUUAUGCUCUUCCGAUCAAAGCAGGCAUUAAAGAAGCCUGUGACACUUCGGCCUCUUGGCACGCACACUCUCCGCAAAAUGUCCCCCAUGCAAAUACCUCUGCAUCCAGGGAUGAGACAAAUUUGGGGGUGAAUCUUGAGCUGUUUAAUAGCAAAUUCGCUCAAGUAGACAGGCCUGUGCAGGCCUGUGACUGGGUCUUACAGAUAGUUGAAGAUGGAGAUGAGGUUAGUUUAAAUCAGAGAAGUGUAAUUAUUACAGAAAGUGAACAGCUGAAAGAUUGUUGCACAGCUCAUGCUGCUGAGAAAGAUGGCUAUCUUACAGCGCUGAAUCCCAGCACACAGCAAAUUAGGAGAAAUGUACUUGCUCAUGCAGAGAAAGCAUGUAUAGAUGAUGUAACAGAAUUGGUAUACACCGCAACCAGCAGUAGCUUAGCUCCUUAUUCAUCCUGUCCCUUAGGCCUUGAAACCAUAACUGAGGGUGAGGGUGAGCUGAAGUCUGGCCCCCUGGACGUUGUGAUAGAUCCCUUAGUAGGUUCUGCUGUACAUAUGAAUAUUCUUAGCACACAAGUCACUUUCCUUGAAAAGACUGAAAUAAUACAUUUAGUGUCUGACAGUCUGCCUAAGCCUCCUGGUGAUUGGCGUUGUAAGAAAUCAGAGAUAGACCAAUCCCACAUUUCUGAAGGUGAUGCUGGAUGUUCUCACCACACUGAACGUCCCUUGAAACAGUCCAUGAGUCCGUCUGCCAAACCCAAUCCCCACGAGCGGGAGCAUUCUCCGGGGGUCCCUCCUUACUUCACAGAGCGUCCUUCAAAUGUGACAUGUGGAGACGAAGGGUUGGAUGCAUUUCUCUCGGACCCAAAUGUCAGCCCUGAUGCUAAAAUCAAGCAGCUCUUAAGUAGAUUAAAGGCCCUUGAAAAUAAUCAAGAUGAGAAUCGAUUCCCAGAGCACUUACACUUGCCUGCAGACCAGCUGAGACUGGAGAAUUGCCAACAACAAAAGGCUAUCGAAGAGAAAUCUAUAGAGGUGGAGAAGAAAGAGCACGGUGACAAAGUUAGCAAAUUAUUAGGCUGGAUGUCAAGUGUGAAAACGAGCCUAAACAAAGAAGACAAGUGCCUGAGAGAUGGCAAACACACCCCAGAGGCCUCUAGUAAGCCCCAGAUUUCAAUGGAAGAACUUGCGACAAAGAAAGAACAGAUUGCUGAGGCUUUGAGGACAACACAGCUCUUGUUAACUAAACACAGUGACAAGAUGACCGAAAAUGAAAAGCAGGAGACCAAGGAGCAGCUGAAAUCUCUGCAUCAGGCGUACAGUGAACUGACUCAGCAGUGUGCUGAACAGACUCCAACAGCCCAACAGGAGUACCAGACCAUCGAAGGUGUUCUGGAGGUUGGGAAUGGGAAGAUUUACUCGGUGUGCCGCUCUGUUCAGGAUGGGCUCAUAGACCAGACCACCGGUCUCAGUCUCCUGGAAGCCCAGCUGAUCACUUCUGGCCUGAUUUUGCCUGAGUUCAGAAUGUACCUGGAUUUGGAAAAUGCAUUCAAGCACAACCUGGUAGAUGAAUCCACCUACUGGCAGCUACAGGAUCUAAACGAGGCAUACAGGUGCAUGAUGGGUGCGCGCUAUGCCUCUGAACCCCUGCCUGUGAUUGGGGCCGUCAGGGAAGGAGCCAUCUCGGAACACAUGGCGAUGAAGGUGAUUGAGAUUCAGCUGGCAACGGGUGGGCUGAGAUUGACAUACACUGGGGACAUCCUGAACCUAGAAAAGGCGUUCCAGUGUGGUCUGAUCCCAGCCUCGUUGUUCAUUAGGAUCCUGGAGAGACAGGACAACUGGAAGGAUCUGAUUGACCCCAAUACAUCCGAAAAGGUCUCGCUGGUGCAGCUGGUGCAGAGGAGCCUCAUUCAUGAAGAGACAGGGCUCCGGCUGCUGCCAGUGAAGAGGGGACAGGAAGGCACUAUAUCCCUGAAGUCUGGAAGGGAGAUCAGCAUCCUUAGGGCAGUCCAUGAGGGUCUGAUUGACCGGGAGACCAUGUUCCGUCUGCUAGGGACUCAGCUGUUUGCUGGUGGCAUUGUGGACCCUAAAACAGGUCGUAAACUCACGGUUGAAGAAGCCUUGGUGGAGGGCUUGAUUGACCAGGACACUGCCAGUGGGGUGCUGAGCUAUCAGGCACAAAAUGGCGGCAUUGUCAAUCCCCGCAAUGGUGAGAGGCUCACAGUGGAUGAAGCUGUGCAGUGUGAGUUAAUGAGCUCCAGCAGUGCACUCUUAGUGCUGGAAAGACAAAAGGGCUUCAUGGGACUCGUCUGGCCUCAGUCUGGUGAAAUACUGACCGUGACAGCUUCUCUCCAGCAUGAAAUAAUCACCAACCAGUUUGCCUCCAAGCUGUUAAGCAACAGGCAGAAGAUUGCUGCUUUCUACAUACCAGAGAACUCAGAGGUGAUCAACAUUGACUCUGCUGCAAACAAGGGUUUUGUUGACAGAUAUACUGCUGAUGUUUUGAAGACUAUAGAGAUACCAGAUGUGUUCCCUGACAUUGACGAGUUAAACCUUAGGUUUUCCACAUGGCUUUCACUGAGGGAGCUACAGAUUGAAGGAUCGCAUCGAUCUGUGGAAGACACUGGAGUAGAUGAGAAGAGCAUAAAUACUCCAUCACCGACAGAGGCAAAGCAGCUGUUUGUCUCAUAUCUCAUGAUGAACAGCUACAUGGACCCUAAAUCAGGUCAAAGGCUUUUACUUUUUGAUGGACAGUUAAACAAAAUAACACAACUUUUUAUGGAGUGUGUUGAAGAUGCAGGCCAUGAUCCUGAGCACGAUACCUCAUCCUGUGCCACCUUCGCCUUUAGCGACAUACCUCGAAGAGCAGAUGAUGUUGUGAAGGAAGAUAGUGAAAAGCUUAAUCUUGACCCAUGUACAGAGGAUGCAGAACAUCAGCAUCCAAAAGAUGUUGAAAGAGUGCAGGAAGAUCGAUAUGUAAGAUCCAUUCUUUCAGAAGUGAAACAGGUUCACAGCAAAGAAUAUGAAGUGGAAAAGAACAAAGUGCAAUCACAAGCAAGUUGUCAAAUAUCUGGCAAGCGCAAGAGUGGUGAAAAAAAAUCAGUAAGGUUUGACUGCGAAUUAAACAUUCCACCUGAAAUCUCGCUUCAAAAGCACAAAGGCAGAAUCACUCCUACAGAUCAAAUAACAAAAGAUUUUGCAGAUGAAAUGUCAGGUGACUUGACAGAUUCAUAUCUCCUCCCAAAAGAGAAUAACACUGCAAGCCGCCCCACACGGCCAGUAGUGAGAAACUUCAAAUCCCCACCCCUGAACGUGGAGUUAUCCAGUGGUACAGACUCCAACAUGACCUCAGGAGAAAGGGUUUCCAGCAGACUUAAUCCACAGCCUUCUAGUGCACCACAUGACCUCACACGCAUGCAAGACCCCUCCAAAAUCCCAGCCCAGCCAGGGAAAUCGAGAAAAACCAGGACGAACCAUGCAGAAUGCCUGCACCCAGAGGGGCUCUGCUGGGACAGAGGGGAACGGGAAAAUGCAGUCCUCCUCCUGAAAGCCCAGGUGGAAGAAGGUGGUAUCUUGGAUGUGACGUCUGGCAAGCGGUACGAUCUUGAUGCUGCCCUCGAGAAAGGGCUUGUGGACGAAGAGACUGCAUUUGAGGUCCUGGCCUCGCAGUUCCCAGAACAGGCUGUUUCCAGGGAAAUACCCUCUGGCACCAUUUUCACUCUGAGAGAGGCAUCAGCAAUGCGCUCAAUUUCACCUUUGACAGCAAUGCGCAUUAUGGAGAGACAGAACCUCUUGGGGGGGUUUUAUGACUCAGAGUCUGGGAGCACCAUCAGCAUUAGUGAAGCUCUGGACCAGGGUUUCAUCACUGAUGAUUUAGCUGAGAAAGUUCUCAGCUCAGCUCCAGUUCAGGGGGACAUCAUCGGCCCAGAUGGUAGGCCCAUAAAUAGAUAUACUGAAUCUAUAAAUCUACAGCAUUCAGAUGAUGUUACUAACCUGCUAGAAGACCCUGAUGGUCAGGCUGGCGAUGAGCUGCACGACAAGAAGUUGGCAACCAAGAACUUCACAGCUGGUCCAUGUUGUGAACAGCAAACAGGAUCCCAAGGUGUUUGCAGAGAGGAUGAUCUAGGUUUGCUGAGAAACACAACACAGAUAUGCGAGUUAGGCUCCUCUCCAUCUUUAGCCCCCAUUAGCCAAAAAUCUGUAGAUAGACAGACAACUCCCUCCCAUGAUAUAGACAAAGGGCCCAGUUAUAAAGCCAAUUCCUCUGUGCCAGAUAAAGAAUCUAGAAGACAGGGCUUCACUGCUGUGAGUUUGCCGAGUGAAGAUGCUGGUAGACAAGGCCUAACUGACUUGAGCUUAUCUAGUGAAAAUGUUCGUGGAAAAGGCUUCAUUAAUAUGUACUUGUCUGAUGAAUAUCCUGGUAGACAGGCUAUUGUUGAUGUGAGCUCAUCUGCUAAAGAUGCUAAUGGACCAAGUUUCACUGAUGUGAGCUUGUCUGAUAAAGGUGCUGGUCAACAGGCUGCCAUUGAUGUGAGCUUGUCUGGUGAAGAUACUGAAGGGCAAGGUAUUCAUGGGAGCUCAAGUGGUAAACACUCUAGCAGUCAGAGUGCUGCUGAUGACAUGAGCUUGCCUGCUAAAGAUGCCAAUGCACAAAGUUUCACUGAUGUUAGCUUGUCUGACAAAGAUGCUGGUAGACGGCAUAAAGUAGACAAUACCUCUGUGUCAGAUAAAGAGUCUAGAAGGCAGGGCAUCACUAAUGUGAGCUUGCCUGGUGAAGAUGCUCAUAGACAAGACCUAAGUGAUGUUAGCUUGUCUAGUGUGGACUUGUCUGAUGCUGGUAGACAGGCUAGUGCUGACUUGAGCUCAUCUGCUAAGGACACUAAUGGACAAAGUUUCACUGAUGUGAGCUUGUCUGAUAAAAAUGCUGAUAGACAGGCUUUUGUUGAUUUGAGCUUGUCUGUAGAAGAUGCUGGUAAGCAGGGUAUUCACGUGAGCUCAAGUGGUAAACUCUCUAAAGAUUCUAGCAGAAAGAGUGCUGUUGAUGACAUGAGCUUGUCUCCUAAAGAUGCCAAUGGACAAAGUUUCACUGAUCUGAGCUUGUCUGAUAAGGAUGCCGAUAGACAGGUUGUUGGUGUGACCCCAGACAGUAGUCCUGUAAAUACAAUUACCAAAGCUAUAACUCCAAAGCAUUCAGAUGAUGUCACAACUGAGAACCUGCUAGAAGACCAAGCUGUUUCAAGUGGUCAGGCUGACAAUGAGCAGGGUGUCAAGAAGAAGGUGGCAACCAUGGCCUUUGACCUCACAGGUAACCAGCUUGGUGAAGAGCAAGCAGUGGCCCGAGAUGUCUGCAGAGAGAACUAUCUUGGUUUGCUGGGAAACACAAAACUGAAACGUGAGUCUGUAGGCUCCUCUCCAUCUUUAGCUGGCAUUAGCCAAAAAUCUGAUGAUAUACAGAUGGACCCCUUUCAUGACAUGCAGGGAGGGCACAUCAAUAAAGUAGCUAAUUCCUCUGUGUCUGAUGAAGAAUCUAGAAGACAGGGCACCGCUGAUGUGAGCUUUCCUGGUGAAGAUGCUCGUAGACGAAACCUAAAUGAUGUGAGCUUGUCAAGUGUGGACUUGUCUGACGCUGGUAGAAAGGCUAGUGCUGACGUGAGCUCAUCUGCUAAGGACGCUAAUGAACAAAGUGUCACUGAUGUGAGCUUGUCUGAUAAAAAUGCUGAUAGACAGGUUUUUGUUGAUUUGGGCUUGUCUGUAGAAGAUGCUGGUAGGCAGGGUAUUAAUGUGAGCUUAAGUGGCAAAGAUUCUAGCAGAAAGAGUGCUGUUGAUGACAUGAGCUUGUCUGCUAAAGAUGCUAAUGUACAAAGUUUCACUGAUCUGAGCUUGUCUGAUAAGGAUGCCAAUAGACAGGUUGUUGGUGUGACCCCAGACAGUAGUCCUGUAAAUACAAUUACCAAAGCUAUAACUCCAAAGCAUUCAGAUGAUGACACAACUGAGAACCUGCUAGAAGACCAAGCUGUUUCAAGUGGUCAAGCUGACAAUGAGCAGGGUGCCAAGAAGAAGGUGUCAACCAUGGCCUUUGACCUCACAGGUAACCAGCUUGGUGAAGAGCAAGCAGUGACCCAAGAUGUCUGCAGAGAGAACGAUCUUGGUUUGCUGAGAAACACAAAACUGAUAAGUGAGUCUGUAGGCUCCUCUCCAUCUUUAGGUGUCAUUAGCCAAAAAUCUGAUGAUAUACAGAUGGACCCCUUUCAUGACAUUAAAGGGGUGAGUUAUAAAGUAGCCAAUUACUCUGUGUCCGAUAAAGAAUCUAGAAGACAGGGCAUCACUGAUGUGAGCUGGCCCAGUGAAGAUGCUCGUAGACAAGACCUAACUGAUGUUACCUUGUCUAGUGUGGACUUGUCUGAUGCUGGUAGACAGGCUAGUGCUGAUGUGAGCUCAUCUGCUAAGGACUCUAAUGGACAAAGUGUCAGUGAUGUGAGCUUGUCUGAUAAAAAUGCUGAUAGACAGGCUUUUGUUGAUUUGGGCUUGUCUGUAGAAGAUGCUGGUAGGCAGGGUAUUCAUGUGAGCUCAAGUGGCAAAGACUCUAGGGGACAUAGUGUUAUUGAUGAUGUUAGCUUGUCUGCUAAAGAUGCUAAUGGACAAAACUUCACUGUGUGCAUAGCUGAUAAAAACGCUGCUAGACAGGCUUUUGUUGAUGUGAGUUCAUCCAUUGAGGAUGCUGGUAGACAGGAAAUUAAUUUGAGUUCAAGUGUCAGAGAGAACCAGAUAUGUGAGUCAGGCUCCACUCCACCUUUAGCCCCCAUUAGCCUAAAAUCUGAUGACAGACAGAUGGCUCUCUCUCAUGACAUAGAGGGAGGGCCAAGCGAUAAAGUAUCCAGUUCCUCUAUGCCAGAUAAAGAUUCUAAAAGACAAGGCCUAACCGAUGUGAGCUUGUCUAGUGAGCCUGUUAGUAGAAAAGACUACUUCAAUGUGGAAUUGUCUGAUGCUGGUAAACAGGCUACUGUUGAUGCAGGCUCAUCUGCUAAUGAUUCUAAUGGACAAAGUUUAACUUAUGUGAGCUUGUCUGCUAAAGAUGCUAAUGGACAAAACUUGACUAAUAUGUGUGUGCCUGAUGAAGAUUCUAGUAAACAGGCUUUAGUUGAUGUGAGCUUAUCUAAUGAAGAUGCUGGUAGGCAGGGUAUUCAUGUGAGCUCAAUUGGGAAAGACUGUAGCAGACAGACUGUAGUUGAUGGGCCAUUCAGUUCCAUUUGUGAAGACACAUCUGACAAAAGGUCAGAUUUACUUCUCUUGAGCCUCAAAGAUGUUUCCAAAGAAGGAAAUAAACCACUAAGGCAGCCAGAGUCAGAGCCAUUUCCUAGACCAAUCAGUGUAAUUUCAAGUAACAGACAGGCUGCAAUAGCACAUUUAGGGGCUGACCAGAAUGAGAGUCUAGCUCAUAGGGAUUUGAGCACUCCCAACUUGCCAAACAGGGAGAAGAAAACAGAGUGUUGCCCAAAACCAGUUGAUAAGCAUGAUGCACUUAGAGAUGAAUCAGAACCAAGGAUAAAUGCUCUGCUGUCACUGGGUCCUGUCAGCCAAGCAGACUGCCGUGUAACAGGCAAAAAACCAAAUGACCAUCCCGCUGAGACAACUUCUCCAAAGACAAUCAACUUAUUUUCAUCAUCAGAAAAAGCAAUUUCUCAAAAACUAAAGACUGAGGGAGAACGGAGUGGAGCUGGCCUUUCUUUUGAUGCGGCAUUUAGUCUAAAAGGGCAAAAUCUAAAAGAGGACACCUGUCAGGAAGAGAUGUGUCUGACUGGCUCUCUCAAGGAUGAUCAAUCAGAAAGGUACAACACUGGAAAAACACAACUUUCUUUGGGGAAAAAUGUAUUUGAAGAAGGGUCUGUUGAUACAUCAAGUCCAACAUCUGAGCCUCCUUACUCAUUUAUGUCCAGUUUACAUGAAGUGGACGUGGGCUCUACCACUGGCAGCAGACACGAUGGGAGCAGGAGAGAAGAGCCAUCCAUGGAGAACAUUCCACCCAAGUUUGCUCAUGUUACGGUGUGUCAGCAGGGAGAGAAUGUGUGGAAGGAAAGUCCCAGAGGCACUCCACUGGCUUGUGAACAUCUACCAAGUUCACCUGCUGAAACCAGUGAAAUCGGGAUGAACAAAUUGGCUGGUUACAGACCAGAUUCAGGUGGAUUUGACAAGUCAGCUAGUGGGAUCAGCUGGUCAGUCUCUGAAACCAACAAAGCCUCUGAUGUCAUAGUAAGUCAGAAGAACAUUUUGAUGCCACCACCACCAGCUCUUUACACUGCAUUAAGGGGCAGGCUGGACCAGCUAGUUACGAUGAAAGUGGAGGGGGUGCGUGGUGACAACUUGCAGCAAGAGGAAAUGCAAGCCAUAGAGGACAUCAUGUUGAUGGUGCAAAACUUCCCAGAAGAACAGUUCCAGACUCUUGUAAGUGCCCGAGAUGCUGGAACUGCAGUUCAGAAGAAGGAUCUUCCACCCAGACACAUUGACAGCACAAGUCCCGACCUGCUUAUUGACCUGCUAAAACAUGAGGGUCUGCGUUUAGACACAAGGAAACAGCUUGAUGAUCAGGGAGAGGGAGAAGAGCCGUUUGAGGCAAAACAUAUUGAGGAAAACCUACCAGCUGGUGUCCAGCAGAUCCAACAUCAACUGCUGCAGCUUGCUCAAGUUGUCUCCUCCUCUGGUGAUCCUGCCAUACUCAAAGAUGCCCUCCAAAAUCUUUGUGCCAUUCUGGGUAGCACUGCCUUGGAGAACCAGAGCCAGAAGACAAAAGGCGACUCAAUUGCUGCUGCUGAAGGUGGAGGGGUCCCUGGCAUCCACCAGGGCCACUCAGUGGAGUUCACCACCUACCCUCAAACUGAGGAUGCUUACACAGAGAACCAGAACAGUGGUGAAAGCAAAUCCAAGCCACUGUACACCACUCAGAAUUAUCUGGAAUGUAUUGGCCGACUUCAGGAUCAUGCUGAUUUCAUUGAGGAGAUAAAAAAUGACUUGGAGGCCCAGUGCCUUUUAAGCAAUGGCAUUGAGGGCCUGCAGAGCCAGUUGGAGAAAAAUAAGUUGCUUGAGACACAGCUUGUUACCCUGGCUGCCACUCUAACUGCCGACCUUGAUGUGGCGGAGCAGCUGCUGAGAGCUGCUGACGAACACGUUCCCACGCAGAUUUACAGAGACCUGGCAGCGGUUUUUAAAGACCUGCCACUGGCCUUCUCUGACGUUUGCAAUACGUCCACGGAGAAGGGCACCUCCGUAGCGCAGUCCUUAGAAGUUGAAAAGGUGCAUUUAGAGCUGUCCUAUCAAGAACUCUUGGGCUGUCUUCAGAAAAUCAUAGGUUAUGUUCAUGACAGUUCUGAGACUGCCUCCAACCUGGAUAUCACAAACACUGAUGACCUGGACACAGUAAAGUACAGAAUUCAGCAAAAUAAGGAGUUGGAGAAAAGCCUGUCUCACACUCAACACCAGCUGGAGAGCACUGCCUUUGAGGUUCAGUACUUCAUAUCCGAGCACGCCCAGAACCUGAGCCCCAGCCACAGCAAGCAGCUCCUGCUGGCUCUCACUGCCACCCAGAGGGCAUUGAAGGAGCUGACAGAGAAGGUCUCCACCCAGAGGCACACUCUGGAACUGCACCUGCAGCUCAGGGAGGAGCAGAGGCAGCAGAAGAGCGCCGCGGAGAAGCAGAGGGAGUAUUCGGAGAAGCUGCAGGAGCUCUGUGAUAGCCUGACCCAGACGGAGAACCGGCUCAUCGGCCACCAGCAACUGGGCUCCACUGGAGACGGAGUAGCGGAUCUGCAGCAGUACCAGAAGGAGCACCAGGCCUUGCAGAAGGAUGUCCAGGCCAAUGCCAAUGCCCUAACAGAGAUCCUCAGCAGCACCAGGAGGUUCCUGGAGGAGAACCGAAGCAAACUGCUGCCAGAGCAAGUGGCUGCCAUCGAGAGCCAGCUGGAGGAGGCCAAAGCCAAGGCCCGGCUGCUCAGCCAGCGUGCUGAGGAUUCUGGGAAAGAACUGGAGAAAGUGCUGACGACAGCCAUCAAACAGGAAACCGAGAAGGUUGCAGCCGUGGAGCAGCUGGAAGAGAGCAAACACAAGAUAGAAGGUCUGCUGGACUGGAUCUCCAACAUCGGGAAAGAACGAGAGAAGGAGAGCAACCAGACAGACCAGAGCCGGCAGAAUGGGAACGACCCACUGGACACCUCGCCGCAAGGCAACAUGGGAGACCAGGACAACAACAACGGGAACUCACUGCCAACGCUGGACAACAUCUGCUCUGUCGACGGAGAGAGCAAGGACACUCACGAGCUGGACCUGGACGAGCAGUACAACAAGAUCAAGUCACGGCACCAGGAGGUCCUGUCCCAGCAGCAGGAGCUGAUCAUGGCCACGCAGUCCGCCCAGGCCCUGCUGGACCGGCAGGCCCACGCCCUGUCCCCGGGGGAGAAGGACAAGCUGCAGCGGGACAUCCAGGAGCUGCGGGGCCGCUACGACAGCGAGCUGGCGCAGGCCGAGCUGCAGGCCAAGCGCGUGCAGUCGCUGCGGGAGGAGCUGCGCAAGUUCCGCGACGACUGCGGAGAGUUCGAGGCCUGGCUGGGCGAGGGCGAGGCCGAGGCGGGCGACCUGGCCGCCCCCGCGGGGAGGCUGGACGUGCUGGCCGACAGGCUGGAGCGGCAGAGGAGCUUCGCGGAGGACGUGAUCUCGCACAAGGGCGACCUGCGCUUCAUCACCGUGUCGGGGCAGAGGGUGCUGGACGCCGCGCGCGACUGUGGGAAAGGCGACCCCGCCGCCCGGGACCUGCAGAUGGACGUGGACACGUCCGGCGUCUGCGCGGCUGUGAAGGACCGGCUGGACUCUGCGGCUAACCGCUACAAAGCCGUUCAUUCCCAGUGCACCCAGCUGGGCGGGAACCUGAAGGACGUGGUGGAUAAGUACAGGAAGUACCAGGAUGCUGCCGGCGGUCUGCAGACGUGGCUCAGCAGCUCGGAGAGAGAGGCGUCGAGGCAGCAGUCAGAGCCCAUCGCCGCCGAUCCCCCGACGCUCCAGAAACAGCUGGAGGAGGCCAAGGCCCUGCAGGCCGAGACCUCCGGGCGCCAGGCCGCUGUGGACACAUUUCGCAAGAUGGCUGAUGCUCUGAUCACAGCGGAGGGAGAUCUCCUGACCAAUCAGGAUGAGAUCCUGGAGACAGUGGACGACGUGGCGGAGCGGUACGACGGCCUGUCGAAGUCCGUGAGCGAGCGGCACGAGAAACUGCAGGUGACGCUCACGCGGUCGCUGAGCGUGCAGGACGGGCUGGACGAGACGGUGCGCUGGAUGGACGGCGUGGAGGACCGGCUGCGGAGGAAGGACGAGGUCACGCUCACCUCGGCCGCCAUCGGAGACGCGCUCAGCAAGGAGGCGGCUCUGGAGCAGGACAUAUCGAGUCGGCAGAGCAGCAUGGCCGCCAUGAAGGCCAAGCUGAAGACCUUCAUGGAGACGGCGGAGCCCUCGGCCGCCUCCACCCUCCAGGCCAAGAUGGAUGGCCUGUCCCGCCGGUUCGCGGACGCCUCCGCCAAGCACAAGGAGAAAGUGGCGGGGCUGGAACAGCUGAGGGACAAGGUGGAGCUCUUCGAGAAGACCUCUGAGAAGGUGCAGCAGUUCGUGGCCAAGCGCUCGCAGGACCUGUCUGAGACGGAGGGGCCGGGGAAGAACGUCAACGAGCUCUCGCAGCUCAUGCAGGACACCAACGCUGAGCUGUUGGAGAACGCCAAAGACGUGGAGCAGCUGCAGAAGCUCUCCAAAGAGCUGUGUGAGGUGGGCCCAGAGGCCUCCAGGGCCCAGAUACAGGGCAGGACGGACAGCCUGGCCAACAGCUUCAAGACCUUCACAGACACUGUGAAAGAGAAGGAGGAGGAGGUGUCCUCCUGCCAGGACCAGCUGGCGGAGUUUCGGGUGGCUGCGGGCGCCCUCAGGCAGUGGGUGGACGAGACUGCGGAUAAGGUCCCGGUCGUCCCGACUUCCUGCAGCGAGCAGAGCCUGGCCAAGGCCCUGCAGAGAGUCAACACAUUGAUAGAUGAGUGGACUGCCAAAGGAACUGACGUUCAGGACAUUAACACCAAAGGGUCUGCUCUGUGCAGCCUCAUUAGUGUCCUAACCUCUCCCGCCAAAACCAAGGCGCCCCGCAAACCAGGUUCAGCUGUCACGAAUGGCUCAGGUCCUGGAGCUCAUGCCUAUCUAACUAACAAAGAGCUGAUGGUGGUGCAGCAGAACAUGUCGUACAUCAACGAGGGGUACGAGGCCCUGGGGGAACGUCUGAGGGGCCGUGCCGGGGAGCUGGACGGCUCGGCGAGGAAGCUUCGAGAGGCGCGGGAGGAGGCCGGCUCAGUGUCCGGCUGGCUGCGGGACAUGAAGAAGACCCUAGCGUCCUGGGACGCUGUUUCCACGGAGACGGGCUCCAUGAAAACCCAAAUGGAGAAGCAGAAGGCGUUUGAGGAGGACAUGGCCCAGAAGAGCGAUCGGCUGGAGAAGCUGCGGGGGAAGCUGCAGGAGCUCAUAGAGCUGUACCCCGACUCCCCCGAGGCCGUGGGGUGGAAACAGACGCUGGGAGAGAUAGAUAAGGUGUGGAAGGAGGUGCAGGGCUCGGCUGAGGAGAGGAGGUCGCAGCUGGAGAAGUCGUCUCACCACAUGACCCAGUUCCAGACGGCCGAGGCCCAGCUGAGCCAGUGGCUGUCGGAGAAGGAGCUGAUGAUGAGCGUGUUGGGCCCGCUGUCUGUGGACCCCAACAUGCUCAACGCCCAGAAGCAGCAGGUCCAGAUCUUGCAGAAUGAAUUUGACAGCCGGAAGCCGCAGUACGAGCAGAUGAACGAGGCCGCCCGUGCCAUCCUGAGCGAGCCGGGCAAGGGGGACCCGUCCCGUGAGGGUCUGAGGGAGCAGCAGGCGGCCGUGACCAAGAAGUGGGACGGCCUGACGGGGCAGCUGGGCCAGCGGUCCGAGCGCAUCGACCAGGCGUCGGGCAAGACCGCGCGCUUCCAGGGCCUGCUGAAGAGCCUAUCGGACAGCACGGCCGACCUGGAGUCCCGUCUCCUCGGCCAGCAGGCCCUCAGCACCCAGCCCGACGGCGUCAAGAGGCAGCUGGAGGCAGCCAAUGAGGUGUCUGCACAGCUUCGGGAGGAGAGGAAGAAGCUGAAGGAGGCGGAGUCUCUGUGUGCGGAGCUCUCGGCCCUGGUUGAAGAGGAGUACCUGAAGGCUGACCUGUCCCGGCAGCUGGAGACCGUGGCCAAGCCCUUCAAGCAGCUGGAGGGGAAAGCAGGCCAGCGGAUAGAGCAGCUGACCUCAGCCUUUGCCAGCUCCCAGCAGUUCCACCAGAUGUCUAAGGACUUCCAGGAGUGGCUGGAGGAGAGGAGUCAGGAGGCCUCCGUCCCCCGGCCGGUGUGGGCCCGGACGGAGGCCCUUCGGCAGGGCCUGGAGCAGCAGGAGGUCCUCCAGAGGGAGCUGGGCCAGCAGGAGGAGCCGUACAACGCCAUCGUGAGGGAGGGCGAAGCCCUGCUGAGGAGCACCGAGGGGGCGGAGAAGGUGGCUCUCCAGGGCCAGCUCGCCGCCCUGCGCUCCAGCUGGGAGGAGCUGAAGAAGAGCGGGUCGGAGCGUUCGGAGCGGCUGCAGAGCGGCCUGCAGAGGGCGCUGCGCUUCGAGGAGCAGGCCCAGAGGCUGGGGGCCUGGGCCGACCAGUGCCAGGCCAAGGUGGCUGCAGUGGGGCUGAGCGCAGACCCGUCGAGUAUGGAGAUUUCCUCCUCAGAGGCCAAGGCCAUCCAGAGGGAUGUGGACAAGCACCGGGGUCUGGUGGAGCUGCUCGACAAUGCUGUUGAAGGGCUGCUGGAGGUGGCCACCGAGGGCCACCAGGAGGUCAGGGAGGAGGCCACAGCUGUUGGCCGCAGGCUUGACUCCAUCGCCGAGGAGCUGCAGCAGAAGAAGGAGGCGCUGGAGACCCUGGCACAGGGGGUGAGGGAGUUCGGCGACACCCGCAAAGAGGCCGAGGCCCAGCUGGUGGGGGCCCGCAAGCAGUUGGAGGUGCAGGCAGGCCUCGGCACCCAGCUCUACAGUAACAAGAACCUGGCCAACAUGAAGGCCCAGCAGAGGGGCCUGGCCGACCUGCAGGCGCAGGUGGAGCACCUGAAGGACGUGGCCCAGGGGCUGGUGGUGGCCGUGCCCGAGGCGGAGGGGGUGACCGACCUCCUCCUGCAGGCCGACAGCCUGGAGAAGGAGUACGGCUCGGUCCGGCAGGAGGUGGAGGAGAAGUGCGCCGCCCUGGAGGGCAAACUGCAGGGGGUGGGCCGCUUCCAGAACGGCAUCCGCGAGAUGUUCGCCCGAUUCGCCGACCUGGACGACGAGCUGGACAGCAUGCCGGCGGUGGGCCGCGACCGGGACACCCUGCGGGGGCAGAGAGACGCCGUCGGGAGCUUCGUGACCAAGCUCCGCGGGCUUACGGACGAGGUGGCGGACGCUAACGCCCGCUGCAAGAAGAUGCUGGAGGCCGAGGCUUCGCCCGACCUGCCGGGGCUGAGGAGGGACCUGGAGACUCUGGGCAAGCAGUGCGGAAAGCUGCUGGACCGCGCCCGGUCCAGGGAGGAGCAGGUGGAGGGCACCCUCGCCCGCGUGGACGAGCUCUACGGCCAGCUCCAACGGUUUGACGAAAAACUGGGCGGAGCCGAGGAGCGGGAGGAGUCCCAGGGGCCUGUCGGCAUGGAGACGGAGGCCAUCAACCAACAGCUGGAAGCCUUUAAGGUCUUCCAGAAGGAAGAGAUCGAGCCACUCCAGGCCAUACUGCAGGACCUGAACUGGCUGGGCCAGGGGCUGGUGCAGAGCGCAGCCAAAAACACCAGCACUCAGAGCCUGGAACACGACCUGGAGAAUGUCAACACGAGAUGGAACACACUCAACAAAAAGAUUGCCGAGCGUUCGGCACAGCUACACGAAGCACUGUUGCAUUGUGGGAGGUUUCAGGAUGCACUGGAAUCCCUGCUCAGCUGGCUGACGGACACAGAAGAACUAGUCGCCAAUCAGAAGCCCCCCUCUGCUGAGUUCAAAGUUGUCAAGGCUCAGAUUCAAGAACAGAAACUGCUUCAGCGGCUCCUAGAUGACCGCAGGCCCACGGUGGAGCUGAUUAAGAAGGAGGGGGGUAAGAUGUCUGAGCUGGCGGAGCCGGCCGACAGGGAGAAGAUUGUGACGGAGAUCAGUGGCCUGGGACAGAGGUGGGACGCCCUGCUGAAGAAGGCUGAGAACAGGCACAAGCAGCUGGAGAGCACCUUGGGAGUGGCGCAGCAGUUCCAUGAAACCCUGGAGCCCCUGUCAGAGUGGCUCAGCGCCACCGAGAAGCGUCUGGCCAACGCCGAGCCCAUCGGCACCCAGACCAAAAAGCUGGAGGAGCAGAUCUCCCAGCACAAGUCCCUGGAGGCGGAGGUGGUAGAUUGCGGUAAAGACCUGCACCAGGCCGUGAGCCUGGGCCAGGCCCUGCGCUCCAUGAGCUGCAUGGAAGAUAGGGAGCUGGUCCAGGCCAAGCUGGACGCCGUCCAGACGGGCUACGUGGAGCUCCAGGCCUGGGGCCGGCGGCGGGCGGAGAUGCUGAGGCAGGCGCGCUCCAACGCCCGCCUCUUCGGCGAGGACGAGGUGGCCCUCAUGACCUGGCUGAGUGAGGUGCGCGACCGGCUGGCCGAGGUCUCCGUGCAGGACUACAGGACGGACGUGCUGGAGACACAGUGCGCCGAGCAGCUGGCUCUUCAUGAGGACAUUGAGCUCAGGAGGCAGAACGUGGACCAGGCCGUCUUCAACGGCAUGGAGCUGCUCAAACAGACUACAGGUGACGAGGUGGUGGUUGUCCAAGGGAAGCUGGAUGGAAUAAAGUCCAGGUACGCCGAGAUCAACUCCAUGAGCGGCAAGGUGUCCGCUACUCUGGAACAGGCGCUCUCCCUGGCCACCCGUCUCCAGAAUACCCACGAGGACCUGAACCAGUGGCUGGAAGGGGUGGAGUCCCAGCUGGACGCCUACACAGCACAGGCUCCAGUGGGAGAGCAGCUGACCCAGGCCCAGGAGAAGCAGAAGGAGCUGCUGAAGGAGGUGCGUGAGCGGAGGAGGCAGGUGGACAGCCUGAACGAGGUGAGCAGCAGCCUGCUGGAGCUGGUGCCCUGGAGGGUGCGGGAGGGCCUGGACAAGCUGGUGAGCGAGGACAACGAGCGCUACAAAAUGGCCGUCGACACCGCCACCCAGCACGUCCUCCAGAUCGACGCCGCCAUCCUGAAAUCACAGCAGUUUGAACAGGCGGCCGACGCGGAGCUCAGCUGGUUGUCCGAGGCGGAGAGGAAGCUGUCAUCGCUGGGGCGGAUCCGGCUGGAGCAGAACGAGACCGUGGCCCAGCUGCAGGCCCAGAAGGUCUUCUCCAUGGAUAUUCUGAGGCACAAGGACACUGUGGAUGACAUCGUGAGAACAGGCGAGGCCAUCUUGGAAAGCAAAGAUGCGGAGGAAAAGCAAGCUUUACAGGAGAAGAUCGGGUCGCUCCUGGAGAAGUACGGCGCGGUGAGCCAGCUGAACUCGGAGCGCUGCCUUCAGCUGGAGCGCGCCCAGUCACUGGCGGCACAGUUCUGGGAGACCCACGAGGAGCUGUGGCCCUGGCUUCAGGAGACCCGCACCAGCUUCAGCCAGCUUCCCUCGCCCGCCAUCGAGUACGACACGCUGAGGCAGCAGCAGGAGGAGCUGAGGCAAAUGCGAGAGCUGAUAGCCGAGCACAAGCCUCACAUCGACAAGAUGAACAAGACCGGCCCUCAGCUGCUGGAGCUCAGCCCUGAAGAGGGGCAGGGCAUCCUGGAGAAGUACACGGCCAGCGACCAGCUCUACGCCCAGCUGAAGGCCGACGUGAAGCAGAGGGCCACGACCCUGGAUGAGGCCCUGUCCAAAUCCACACAGUUUCACGAUAAGAUCGACCCCAUGCUGGAGUCCCUGGAGCGGAUCGUGGAGCGACUGCGGCAGCCCCCCUCCAUCAGCGUGGAGGUGGAGAAGAUCCGCGAGCAGGUCUCCGAGAACAAGGCCCUGUCCGUGGACCUGGAGAAACUGCAGCCAGGGUACGAGACGCUGAAGCAGCGUGGCCAGGAGAUGAUCGCUCGCUCCGAGGGGGCUGACAAGGACAUCUCCGCCAAAGCGGUCCAAGAUAAUCUGGAUCAGAUGGUGUUCCUGUGGAACGACAUCCAGUCUCUCCUGGAGGAGAGGGAGGCCAAGCUGCUGGACGUGAUGGACCUGGCGGAGAAGUUCUGGUGUGACCACGGUUCUCUCAUGGUCACCAUCAAGGACACCCAGGACCUCCUGAGAGAGGUUGAGGGGCCAGGAGUGGACCCCUCUGUGGUCAAACAGCAGCUGGAGACCAUGGAGAGUUUUAAGGAGGAGAUCGACGGGCUCCAGGAGGAGCUCGACGUGGUUCAGAACCUGGGGGCGGAGCUUAUGGCCGCCUGCGGGGAGCCUGACAAACCUGUGAUCAACAAGAGCAUCGAUGAGGUGAACUCGGCCUGGGAGACGCUGAAUAAGGCCUGGAAGGAGCGUGUGGACAAGCUGGAGGACGCCAUGCAGGCAGCGGUGCAGUUCCAGGAUGGCCUACAGGGCAUGUUCGACUGGCUGGAUAUCGUCGAGAGCAAGCUGGACUCCAUGUCACCCGUGGGCACCGACCUGGAGACUGUCAAACAGCAAAUCGAAGAGCUCAAGGAGUUCAAAGGCGAGGCCUACCAGCUGCAGAUUGAGAUGGAGCGACUCAACCACCAGGGAGGGCUGCUCCUGAAGAAGGCGGUGGAGGAAGCAGACAGGAGUGCCAUCCAGGAGCCCCUCUCCGAACUAAAAAUGCUCUGGGACAACCUGGAUGAGAAGACCAUCAACAGACAGCACAAGCUGGAGGGCGCUCUGCUGGCGCUGGGACAGUUCCAGCACGCCCUGGACGAGCUCCUGGCCUGGCUGACCCACACCGAGGACCUGCUCAACGAGCAGAGGAAGGCUGGCGGCGACCCCAAAGCCAUCGAGAUCGAGCUGGCCAAACACCACGUGCUGCAGAAUGACGUGCUGGCCCAUAAGAGCACGGUGGAGGCGGUGAACAAGGCGGGGAGCGACCUGAUGCAGUCCAGCGAGGGCGAGGAGGCCAGCAGCCUGCAGGGCAAGCUGGAGAACCUCAACCAGCGCUGGCAGAACAUUCUGGAGAAAACCAAGCUGAGGAGGCAGCAUCUGGACAGUGCCCUCCUCCAGGCCCAGGGUUUCCAUGGCGAAAUCGAAGACAUGCAGCAGUGGUUGAAAGACACGGAGCGUCAGCUGUUGGCAUCAAAGGCGGUUGGAGGCUUACCAGAAACAGCCCGCGAACAGCUUAACGCCCAUCUGGAGCUGUGCAGUGUGUUCCAGGCGAAGGAGGAGCUGUAUCACGACCUGAGGAGGCGGGGCCAGCAGCUCCUCAGCCUGGUCCAGGAGGGUCAGGACGCCAACACGGAGCAGGACCUCCGCAACCUGCAGGAGAAGUGGGAGAGCGUGCAGGCCAAGCUGGACGAGAGGAAGGUGAAAAUGGAGGAGGCGUUGACCCUUGCCACCGAGUUCCACAACUCCCUGCAGGACUUCAUCAACUGGCUGACCCAGGCAGAGCAGACACUCACCAUGGCCUCCUCCCCGUCUCUCAUACUGGAUACCACCAUGUUCCAGAUCGACGAGCACAAGGUGUUCGUGACGGAGGUGAACUCGCACCGCGAGCAGGUGAUCGAGCUGGACAAGACGGGGACGCACCUGAAGUACUUCAGUCAGAAGCAGGACGUGGUGCUGAUCAAGAACCUGCUGAUCAGCGUGCAGGGCCGCUGGGAGAAGGUGGUGCAGCGGUCGGUGGAGAGGGGGAGGGUGCUGGACGACGCCAGGAAGAGAGCCAAGCAGUUCAACGAAACCUGGAGCAAACUGAGCGAGUGGCUGGAUGAAUCGGAGAAGGCCCUGGACUCCGAGUUGGAAAUUGCCAACGAGCCCGACAAGAUCAAGAUGCAGCUGGCCCAGCACAAGGAGUUCCAGAAGGCCCUGGGGAGCAAGCACUCCGUGUACGACACCACCAGCCGCACGGGCCGUGCCCUGAAGGACAAGAGCAGCCUGGAGGACGACCACCAGCGUCUGGACGACAUGCUGAGCGAGCUGCGUGACAAGUGGGACACGGUCUGCGGCAAGUCUGUGGAGAGGCAAAACAAACUGGAGGAGGCGCUGCUGUUCUCAGGCCAGUUCACCGACGCCCUGCAGGCCCUGAUCGACUGGCUGUACCGGGUGGAGCCGCAGCUGGCCGAGGACCAGCCGGUGCACGGCGACAUCGACCUGGUGCUCAACCUCAUCGACAGCCACAAGGUCUUCCAGAAGGAGUUGGGGAAGAGGACGGCCAGCGUUCAGGCACUGAAGCGUUCAGCGCGGGAGCUGAUCGAUAACAGACAUGACGACUCUUCCUGGGUCAAAGUUCAGAUGCAGGAGCUGAGCACGCGCUGGGAAACCGUGUGCGCCCUCUCCGUUUCCAAACAGACGCGGUUGGAGCAGGCCCUGUGUCAGGCGGAGGAGUUCCACUCCACCGUGCACAUCCUGCUGGAGUGGCUGGCCGAGGCGGAACAGAGCCUGCGUUUCCACGGCGCCCUGCCCGACGACGAGGAAGCCCUGCGGGCGCUCAUCGAGCAGCACAAGGAGUUUAUGAAGAAGCUGGAGGAGAAGAGAGGUGCUCUAACCAAAGCCACCAGUAUGGGGGAGGCUAUCCUGACCAUCUGUCACCCUGACUCCAUCACCACCAUCAAGCACUGGAACACCAUCAUUAAAGCGCGCUUCGAAGAGGUCCAGACAUGGGCGCGGCAGCACCUGCAGAGGCUGGGCGGGGCCCUGUCGGAGCUCCUGGCCACACUGGACCUCCUGGAGAACCUUCUGGGCUGGUUGCAGUGGGCCGAGACCACCCUCAACCAGAAGGACAAGGACACCCUCCCUCAGGAGAUAGACGAGGUCAAGGCCCUCAUCGCCGAACACCAGACCUUUAUGGAGGAAAUGACCAGGAAACAACCCGAUGUGGACACAAUCACCAAGACGCACAAGAGGAAGGCCACGACCGAGACCCCGAUUCAGUCUCACAUCCCCAUCCUGGAGAAAGGGCGCACAGCAAGGAAGCGGUCUCCCACGCAGAGAAUGUACCAGGCGGCCGCCCAGCCGCAGAUUGAAACCAAGAACCCGCGGGUGAACCUGCUGGUCAGCAAGUGGCAGCAGGUGUGGCUCCUGGCUCUGGACCGACGACGGAAGCUCAACGAUGCGCUGGACCGUCUGGAAGAGUUGAAAGAGUUUGCCAACUUUGACUUUGACGUGUGGAGAAAGCGCUACAUGCGCUGGAUGAACCACAAGAAGUCUCGGGUCAUGGACUUCUUCCGCCGCAUCGACAAGGACCAGGACGGGAAGGUGACCCGGCAGGAGUUCAUCGACGGCAUCCUGUCCUCCAAGUUCCCCACCAGCAGGCUGGAGAUGAGCGCCGUGGCGGACAUCUUCGACCGCGACGGAGACGGCUACAUCGACUACUACGAGUUCGUUGCGGCUCUCCACCCCAACAAGGACGCGUACAAGCCGCUUACAGACGCGGACAAAAUUGAAGACGAGGUGACUCGCCAAGUGGCCAAAUGCAAAUGUCCCAAGCGGUUCCAGGUGGAGCAAAUCGGUGCCAACAAAUAUCGGUUCUACCUUGGAAACCAGUUCGGGGACUCGCAGCAGCUGCGGCUGGUGCGUAUCCUGCGCAGCACCGUCAUGGUCCGGGUCGGGGGCGGCUGGAUGGCGCUCGACGAGUUCCUGGUGAAGAACGACCCGUGCAGAGUUCACCACCACGGGAGUAAAAUGUUGCGCUCGGAAUCAAACUCUUCGAUUACUCAGUCUCCUAUAGGUUGGCAACUCUCACACUUUCUCUCCCUGCUCCAUCCUGGUGCUAAGGGCCGGACCAACAUGGAGCUGAGGGAGAAGUUCAUUCUCCCAGAAGGCACCACCCAGGUGAUGGCCAGCUUCCGUUACAGGGGUCACAGGUCGCGGCCCUCGUCUCGAGCCGCCUCCCCCAACCGCUCCAACUCCAGCCUGAGCUGUCCGGCGCAUCAAAACCCGGCGGCCACCAGUACACCCAAGACAUCCCAACAUUUGACCCGCAAUUAUGAUAAACCCUGGCUGACAAACAGCAAACCCUGCUCUCCUCUAAAGUCCUCAGACUCCUUUGAAAGCCAGGGCUCGUCCUCAGAGACCACGCCCAUACAGGGCAGCAAGCUCCGCCUUCCCGGCUAUCUCUCGGGGAAGGGCUUCCAGUCCGGAGAGGAGGGCACCCUCAUAUCUGCCGCGGUGACGAAAGCCAGGUCACAGGUCAUAGAGUCGAAGAAGACGCCCAGCCGACCCGGAAGCAAAGCAGGCAGCCGUGGGAGCAGCAGGCGGGGCAGCGACGCCUCCGACUUCGACAUCUCUGACAUCCAAUCGGUGUGCUCCGACACGUCCGAGGCCCCGGCCGAUUCCGCGCGCGAGAGACCCCGGGCGUCGUCCCGCCCGCACGGCGGCAAGCCCUCCAAAAUCCCCACGCCGCAGAGGAGGCCCCUGGGCACCAGCAAACUGGCAAAGACCUCCAAGAGAUAGUCAGGGGCUCGGCUCACCUCCGCCCAAACAGACACGGAAACUACAUGUGCAUUCGUUAUCUUAAGUCGUGAGAUGUAAAAUAUUCUGUAGAAAAAAAAAAAAGAUGAAGAUUGUUUUAAUAUUGAGCGAGGUUGGAAUGCUUGAUGGCCUUGUGUAAUUGUCUUGUAUUUUAUUUCUUGUGAAUAAUGUUAUCAGAUUAUAAUUGUUAUUAUUUUAUUUUAUUUUAUUUUACUGAUGCCAUACCUGAAAAGGUUCGCGAAAUUUCAAAAAAAGCAAAAAAAAAAAAAAGCAAUGGAAAGACUUUGCGUUGUAAGAUAAACUAAUGGUUUAACACACUAAUGUAACGGUCACACUAUGUUUUAAUCGAUGUGGAAGGGUUGCUGAAUGUACUGUCGUUUUCUGGAAACUGACCUGCGAUGUGGAGUAAAGCAUAUCACUGCUCUAGAGCGAGAGGAACUGUUAUUUGUAUAUAAAUAUUUAAAGUGCAAUGAAGUGCUGCCAAAAUGCAUUAAAAUGGCAAUACAAUACACUAAAUGCCGAACACUAUGUUUCUAGCCUAAUUUAAACCAUGAUAAUAAGGAACUCAAUACUGCAGAUAAUUAAAUUAUUAUUAAUGAACAAGGCCUUGAACUCGUAGCUAUUUAACCUCAGCACCUGCGAUUAGUGUUAUGAUUAAUUAUCUUACAGCGAUGUGUGCCAUUUUAUUUGGACAGGCGCCAUUUUGCCUCCUACUAGUGGACAUUCUAAAGUGCAUUCAUGUCAAUGUAUGGUUCAUUUUGCUAGAGUGGACAGGAACACUGUAACUCCUUUUGUAAUAAACAUGCUUGCGGAAAGCUACAAUGGUAUACUGAA
Molecule: messenger RNA, 27847 nt
Organism: Conger conger (European conger)
Lineage: Eukaryota; Metazoa; Chordata; Actinopteri; Anguilliformes; Congridae
Gene: dst
Product: dystonin
Exons: 97
Coding region: 500-26995 (8831 amino acids)
Biological process (GO): intermediate filament cytoskeleton organization; cytoplasmic microtubule organization; hemidesmosome assembly
Cellular component (GO): intermediate filament; cytoplasm; membrane
Molecular function (GO): calcium ion binding; structural molecule activity; microtubule binding
Source: RefSeq, a predicted model, not a curated record